Striga hermonthica is the source of this 1092-nucleotide messenger RNA. Lineage: Eukaryota; Viridiplantae; Streptophyta; Magnoliopsida; Lamiales; Orobanchaceae. The record is from the annotation of a GenBank genome assembly.
AUGACGACGCGAAUAGCACCAGGUGUAGGGGCAAAUCUUCUCGGCCAACACUCCGCUGAACGCAACCAAGACGCCACAGUCUACGUUGGAAAUCUUGAGCCCAAAGCGACUGAAGAGAUACUGUGGGAGCUGUUUGUGCAAGCUGGACCAGUUGUCAAUGUGUAUGUUCCCAAGGACAGAGUCACUAAUGCUCAUCAAGGCUAUGGCUUUGUAGAAUUCAGAAGUGAAGAAGAUGCUGAUUAUGCCAUUAAGGUACUAAAUAUGAUCAAAUUGUAUGGAAAGGCAAUAAGAGUAAAUAAGGCUUCACAAGACAAGAAAAGUGUGGACGUGGGAGCUAACCUUUUUAUUGGGAACCUUGAUCCUGAUGUUGACGAAAAGCUUCUAUAUGACACUUUCAGUGCUUUUGGUGUAAUUGUUACAAAUCCAAAGAUAAUGAGAGAUCCUGAGACUGGAAAUUCCCGUGGUUUUGGUUUUAUUAGCUAUGAUUCUUUUGAUGCUUCUGAUGCGGCUAUAGAGACCAUGAAUGGUCAGUAUCUUUGCAAUCGCCAGAUAACAGUCUCUUAUGCUUACAAGAAAGACACUAAGGGGGAGCGUCAUGGCACGCCAGCAGAGAGACUCCUGGCUGCAAACAGUUCCAACAAUGCCCAGCGAAGUCGGCCCCACACAAUGUUUGCGAGUGGGCCCCCAACUCAGCAAAUGUUUGCGAGUGGGACCCCGACUCAGCAAAACGGCACGGUGGUGAGGCCGCCCUUUGCCAACGGCACGGUGCCUUCCGCACCUAUCCGCAUGCCGCCACCCCCUCCUCAGAGUGCCUAUCAACAACUGUGGCGGCCUCCACCGCCACCUCAGCAGCUGGGCGGCGGUGGGCCCCACCCAAUGCAUCAGCAGCCGCCGAUGAUGAUGCACAUGACGGCCCAGCCACCGCCGCCGCCACCUCAGCAGAUGGGUGGUGUGCCCCACCCGAUGAUGCAUAUGAGCCAGCCGCCACCUCAGCAGAUGGGCGGUGGGCCCCACCCAAUGAUGCAGCAGCAACAACAACAGCAGCAACCAAUGAUGAUGCAUAUGACCCAGCCACCGCCGCAGCCUCAGUGA